This is a messenger RNA of Rotaria sp. Silwood2, 1104 nucleotides long. NCBI's taxonomy places the organism in Eukaryota, Metazoa, Rotifera, Eurotatoria, Philodinida, Philodinidae. The record is from the annotation of a GenBank genome assembly.
AUGGGUUGUUGCUACAAUAAAUCAAACGUUGCUAUUAUCUCUGACACAAAUCCAGCCGUAAUAACAACUGCUGAAUACGAGCUCAUAGAAAAAGUGAUAUCAACUAUACCUUCUAGUCAACGUGAUUUGAUUCGAAGAAUUCCAUCUCAUUAUUUUGUUACAGCCUAUAGUUUUUAUCGAAAGGCUCAAGCUUUAUUGAAGCAUGAAAGAUUUGAAGAAGCUGAAUUAGCAUGUAAUAAUGCUGUUGAUAUGCUUUUACAGUACUUACAUCCAACACAUUAUAUAUUUCAAAAAAUACUUGAAUCCUAUACAUAUUCUUGUCUUCAUCGAGAACAAUUUUCAAAGGCUCUGUAUAGUACAUUGACCUGUAUUUUAAUUCAUUCUGCAAUAUCGCCUGCUGAUCGAGCAUUAUUAUCCGCGAGGGAAAAUUUUCAAAUAAUUGAAUAUUACUUUCGAAUGGGUCUCAUCUAUAAGAAGAUGAAUGACAUAAAGAAUGCUUUGAAAUAUAUGAUACAAGCACGACAAAUUAUUUCAUCGUGGCCUCAGAUUGAAGACAUAAUUAAUUUUACUCGAAUGAUUGAUGAUAAUAUUCGAGAUUUACGCGAACCAAAAUUAGUUGUUCAACCUGUUUAUCCUCGUCCCGGUGAAAGUGACAUUGAUUUUUCUCGACGAUUCACACUUGAAAUAGCUCAGUUUAACGCUCAGCGAGGCAUCCUUCAAUUCGAUGUAUCAGAAUUUACCCGAUUACCUUUGAAAGCGACCGAGUAUUUGGUUACACCAGCAAUUUUAAACAAAGUCUAUAAUUGUUUAUACAAUGAAUUAUCAAAAAAUGGCCUAAUGGCACGAAUCGCUCGUCUUGCUAUAGAAUCUCAAUUUAUUGCUGCUCAAAUAAAAAAUUCAAUACUAGAAUUGAAACAAAACAGCAUAUUAACACCUAUGUUGAUUGAAGCAGUUCUAACAAUAAUUAUUGAUAGACAAGAUAAAUAUUGCCAAAAAUUAAAAGAUGAAUUGGGAUUCGAGAUUUUCUAUACUGAUUGUAGUAAAUUCCAUCAAAAUGGUGUUCGAGUAUUUAAAAUAAGGCAUGUAAAAAGCAGCGAUCAUUAA